This is a messenger RNA of Penicillium egyptiacum, 2595 nucleotides long. Lineage: Eukaryota; Fungi; Ascomycota; Eurotiomycetes; Eurotiales; Aspergillaceae. The record is from the annotation of a GenBank genome assembly.
AUGGAGUACAGUCCCACCCCAAGUAUGGGCAGUGAGUGUAUACGGCGUCAAUGGCGUCGUGCCAAAUCUGUGUUUUCUGGUCAACGCUACCAUGGUGUCCCCAGCGGCCAAAUUGAGAAAACAAGUGCCAUUUGGUCGAAUCGGAUACAAGGACAGGAAAAUCUCGAGGGGAAAACCAAAGCAGAGACUAUUGGACACGACCGAUCAAGCCCCGGGAAGCCACACUGGAUUAAUGGCGUCCUUCUCUGUACCAAGGCAACUACUGUUCUCCUUCUGCUGAAUAUCAUCUUCAUUGCCGUCGCCGCUGGACUAUCCAACAAAAACGCGGAGAACAGUGCAUUCUCCAGCUUCCAAGUAAUGUACCAGGGUAGCUGUGUCCUGUCCAAACGAUGGAACAUUGCGCUGCACUUGAUAAUCAACGUACUCAGUACUGGAAUCCUGGGUGCUAGCAACUACUGCAUGCAGUCACUGGUCGCACCGAGUCGGGAAGAAGUUGACAAAUAUCACGCGCGAGGUCGAUGGCUUGACAUAGGGUGCUCGAGUGUGAGGAAUCUCUUCGUUAUUGGACGAUCGCGGCUCGCCCUCUGGCUGGUGCUACUUGUCACAGCCACACCGUUCCAUUUGUUGUACAACUCGAUGGUCUUUGAAUCCGUGGCCGUAAACGAGUUGCGCGUCGUUGUGGGACCUGGGGAUUUGAAUUCUUCCAACGUCGCAAGCUUGAAGACUCCUGCCCUUGAUCAGUGCUUUAGAAUAAAACCGGUGUUCCCUGGUGGGGAUGCUGCUGUAUAUCGGGGUGCUAAUGUUGACAGCGAUGAUAUCAGCAACUCGUAUUUGUCAGACAUUGUGCCUGAUGGGUAUUCCGAGGGUGAGUUGAACUGGCAUGACUUUGCAUCCGAUAUUGCGCGGGGCGAUUAUGAGCGCCUGGAUACCCAGCAAUGUAUCGAUCUCCACAGUUUCGGGAAAAACGGAGGGGCAAAGGUGGUCGUCAUGCUCACGAACGCGUUGUCUGUGAGCCAAGGUGGAACGACUGCAAUACUCUCGACGAGCCCAAUAGAUGGCCUGGCCCAUGCCGAUACGACCCUCAGUAACGAUGUGGAGGGGUCCGAAUUCGCUGGCAAGACCCUGAUGAUCAGUAUCAUUGACUCUGGUCGAUCCCAUUAUUACACAAGUGACAAUUUCACCCAAAAGGCCUGUCUUGACACCCUGAAUGACAGUUCCUGCUCAGAUGCCUACGAUCUGUUCAACUGGGCCAACCUUGAUGUGGAUCAGCCGAGUCUUGAGAGGGUGAAUCGAUACAUCCAGGCUAACACAACUUCUGACAUCACGGCCAGUGACUAUAUCCUCACUUGCGAUGAUACAUCAAUGAAUGAAUCAAAGACCUAUAGCGUCGACGGGUGUCUUGUGAUCAACUCCGAAGAGCGUUGCCAGCUGUUAUAUAGUCCACCGAUUUGCAUUAUCAUUGCUCUUGCAACUUUGCUAAAAGUUGUAGCAAUGUUCCUGGCAGCAAGAAUAGGUCGUCAUCGAUCGCCACCUUUGCUCACCGUGGGCGAUGCGGUGGCGUCCUUUAUGGAAAAGCCAGAUUCCACCACAGAGGGAAUGUGUUGGUUAUCCAAUGCUGAUGUUCGUCGUGGAGCAUGGAAAGUGCCUCAAAAGACGGAGGACCCUGCCGAGGAACCUCUGGGGGCGAGUCAGCCAGAGCCAAAGGUAUACAAGCGGUUAUCGGGACGCAAGCACUGGAUGCAAGCCUCAAGCCUCGCGCGCUGGAUAGCGACCCUCAUCUUAUGCUUAGCAUGUAUUGCCGUCGGAGCAUUCCUGUUCGAGCAAGCCCUCGCGCCACGAGGAGCAGGUCCCUGGGUGACGACCGCCACGCUCCAUGAAAUGUGGAAAGAAGGCUUCUCCAGCACCCGGGGCUCGACUGCAUUCGUCGACCUGAAAAGGACACUGCCCACUUUGAGCUCUGUGGUGGUAGCCAAUAUACCACAACUGAUCAUCACUGUCAGCUAUUUUUUUUACAACAGCGUGCUGACCAGUAUGCUCGCGACCGCCGAAUACAGCUCCUAUGGGGCAAGCCCGAAUCCCCUUCGCGUGACAUGGCCUAUUAAAGACAGUAUGCAGCGGUCAACAUACUGGCUGUCCAUGCCAUAUCAGUACGGAGUCCCCCUGCUGGUGGUCUAUAUGAUCCUCCACUGGUUGAUUUCCCAGAGUAUAUUUUAUGUUCGGGUCAUGGCGUAUGACUGGAUUGGCCGACCGAUCUACCAGUUCUCGGUAAGUUCUCUGGGCUAUAACCCUCUGGCUAUCUUUAUUUCUCUCCUUGUGGGUGCGUUUAUGGUCUGUUUGUUGCUUGGACUGUCGUUCAGAAGGUUCAAGUCUGAAAUACCGUUGGCGGGGGCUUGUAGUGCUGCGAUUAGUGCUGCAUGCCAUGUGCCUAAAGACGAGCUUCUGGAUCGUGCAGGUCAAGGGCCGGUGACGUGGGGUGAAACUGUGGCAUCGCCAUCCUGGGCGGGGGAUUUUGGUGGAAUUGAGGAUGACAAGGGACAUUGUAGUUUUACAUCUUUGGAGACAGUGCGGCCUUCCUUGAGCAAGAUGUAUGCCUAG